Cladocopium goreaui is the source of this 954-nucleotide messenger RNA. NCBI's taxonomy places the organism in Eukaryota, Dinophyceae, Suessiales, Symbiodiniaceae. The record is from the annotation of a GenBank genome assembly.
AUGGAAGGGCGAAUCCCCAAUUCAUCCAAUUCCAACUUUGCUGUGCACAGUGCGGCUCAAGCCAGAGCCGUUCAAUCCAAUUGGGAAACAAUGCAGAGACUUGCCGCGGUUCCGGCUGUGGCAGUCACCCUGGCAAUUGCGGCAUGCACCCUGCAGGGCUGCGAAGAAAGCAUGCUUGAUGUGCCAAAGAUGGAUGACUUUGCCAUCUCGCUGCCUCAGAAGUGGUUCAAUCCACACAAACUUCCAUACUGGCGCUUGGAAACUGACUACUGGAUGAAGGAAUCUUACUUGGAUCCGAAGUCUAAAGAUGCACGUUUCAAUUCUUGCAACAACCCGCGCUUGAAGAUUGCGGAUGUGUGCAGUGGUCGUGGCUCUUGCCUCCCAUUUGGAGAUACAGGUGUCUCAUUUUGCCGAUGCAAUCCUGGAUUUGGUGGAGCAGAAUGCGAGUCGAAGAGGCUAAGCCAACUCACUGCCUGGUUCUUGUGCCUGUUCCUGGGUCCCUUCGGCGCCGAUCAAUACUACCUGGGAUGGUAUCCCGAAAUGCUGAUCACUCAGAUUCUCUCGAUUCUGGGUGUGGUGCUUCUGGUGGCCAUUCCAAACUCAAAGCUUCCAGGCUUAGUGGUGCUGCUGGGCUCCUGGAUGCGACACGUGGUGAUCAUCGGGUCAGCCCCGGCGCAAGGAAUCACUGACCGCACGGCGGCGGAUUUGCCUCGCUGUGCCUUUGUGGCCUUCUCCAUGCUGUGGAUGGCAUUUAUUGCACUGGCAGUCUGCGUGCAUGACCUCAAGUACAAAACACAGGCGAGACUGCGAGAGAGUCGAUUUUUGAUUCUACAGAUGAUUUGUCUCGAUCUAUUGGUCUAUAUGUCUACCUGCCUGCCUGCUUGGCUGGCUGUGAGUCAGUCAGUCAGUCUGUUUGUUUGUCGGUCGGUCCGACGGUCUGUCUGUCUCUUGUGA